GACGGCGAGACCGAGCGAGGAGGGAGGCGUCACCACCCUCGAGAUAGAGAAAUGGGAUUAGAGAGAGAUACGCGCCGUGAAUCGCCUCGAUAGAAUGGACUCUAGACAAUGGCCCAGGUGAAAAUGCAGGCGUCCGCCAGCCUCCCCGGGCCUCUGCCGGCCCCGCCGCCGAGCGCGCCGAGCCCCCCGGGGCUACCGGCCUCCGUGAACGGCCCCGCGCCGGAGCCGGCGACCCCCCGCCCCGGCCCCGCCGGUGGCCUUGGGGACCCCUCUCCUUCUAGCCACUCGCCAGCUCCUCUCCUCGAGAGCACGGCCAACGCCAAAGAGAAAACGCCAAUGUGUCUGGUCAACGAGUUGGCGCGUUUCAAUAGAGUCCAACCCCUGUAUAAGCUCCUCAACGAAAGAGGGCCCGCUCACGCCAAGAUGUUCGCCGUGCAGCUGACCCUGGGCGAGCAGCUGUGGGCGGCCGAAGGGAGCAGCAUCAAGAAGGCCCAGCACGCGGCCGCCACCAGGGCCCUGACGGAGACCACCCUGCCCAAACCGACGCCCAGGCCGCCCAAGAACAACGUCAACAACAACCCAGGGAGCAUAACGCCGACGGUGGAACUGAACGGCCUGGCCAUGAAGAGGGGCGAGCCCGCCGUCUACAGGCCCCUCGACCCCAAACCCGCCUCCAACUACCGCGCAAACUACAACUUCCGGGGCAUGUACAACCAGAGGUACCACUGCCCGGUGCCCAAGAUUUUUUACGUCCAGCUGACGGUGGGGAACGACGAGUUUUUUGGGGAAGGGAAGACCCGCCAAGCCGCCAGACACAAUGCCGCCAUGAAAGCCCUGCGCGCUCUGCAGAAUAAACCCAUCCCAGAAAAAUCGCCUCAGAACGGAGAGGCGGGAAGAGACACGGAGGAGGAGAAGGACGCCAACAAGUCGGAGAUCAGCGCCGUCUUCGAAAUCGCCCUGAAGCACCGCAUGCCCGUGCGUUUCGAGGUGAUAAAGGAGAGCGGGCCUCCGCACAUGAAGAGCUUUGUCACCCGCGUGGCGGUGGGAGAGUUCUGCGGCGAAGGAGAAGGAAACAGCAAAAAACUCUCCAAGAAGCGGGCCGCCACCGUGGUCCUGCAAGAACUGAGGAAGCUCCCUCCUCUUCCGGCGGUCGAGAAGCCCAAGCCCUACUUCAAGAAACGCCCUAGGACGAUCCUCAAGGCCAGCCCGGAAUCCGGGCAGGGCGUCAACCCCAUCAGCCGCCUGGCUCAGAUCCAGCAGGCCAGAAAGGAGAAGGAACCCAACUACGUCCUGCUUUCCGAGCGAGGCCUGCCCCGUCGGAGGGAGUUCCUGAUGCAGGUCAAAGUCGGCAAGGAGAUCGCCACCGGAACGGGCCCCAAUAAGAAGAUCGCGAAAAGAAACGCCGCCGAAGCCAUGCUGUUACAUCUGGGUUACAGGGCCUCGACCCCCCGUCACGAUCCGGCCGACAAGCCCGGGGACGGCAAGGGCCGGAACGGUCCGAAGGUUGGAUUCCCCGAACCGACGAGCAACGCUCCGAAGGGCAUCCUCCACCUGUCUCCCGACGUCUACCAAGAGAUGGAGGCCAGCCGCCACAGGGCCGGCCCCGUCCCGGGCGCCCCGCCCGGCGGCCCGGCGGCCCUCGCCCGGGACCCCCUCCUCGACGGCUCCCCACCCGCCGCCGGGGCCGCCGGCCUCCCGGGGGUCCCCGGCCCGGCCGCGCGGCCGGCCGAGCGGCUCGAGUACCUCGCCGCCAUCCAAGGUUUCCAGGCCGCCCUAAGCGCCUUGAAACAGUUCUCGGAACAGGGCCUGGAUCCGGUGGAAGGGGCUCCGAAGAUGGGGAACGGCUCGCUGGAAAAAGCGGCCAAGCACCCGGGAGAGAAGGCGGACGGCGAGCAGGGCGACCCGGGCCCCGUCGCUCGGCACCGUGAGGAUCCGAAGCCCGUCACGGCCACUUCGCCCUUAUAAAGCCGCCGACGCGCGACGGGGCGUCCGAGGGGACGGAUGACCGACGCCGCGACCGGAGUCUCACGCGAAGACGACGCGAUGCUAACGGGAGAGAUAACGCGCACGGUACUGUCGAUUCGACCCGGGGGGUGGGGGGCGGGAGGGCGGGGCGGGGGCAGGUGUCAGACUCGGACCGUCUCCCCCGGCACCCGAGAGCGAGAUCACGGACUCGCCGAGCCGGGGGCGGCCGAAAUCCCAUCGCGCCGCCGGACCCUGCGAUCGCCGCGGACCGGGGGGGAGAGGGAAGAAAGAUAACGAAGCGUUAGCGAAGGGGGGGAGAAGCAGAACGAAAAGGAACAGGCGAGGGACGAAGAUCGAUUCGGAUUCGGUUCGGGUAGGGCGGUUGUCUUCGUUAGCGUAGUUUGUUUCGCUUUACUCUUCUUUUUUUAAAAAAAACGAAAACCGUCAUCGUAAUGAUAAUAACGAUAAUGACGAUAUUGACGCUUGACUGUUUUAAAAUUAACCGAUGACAGCGCGGUGAGACUUGUAAUUGUCUUCAUGUGUAGUCACGCAGCUUAUCUUUUUAGGCAAGCCACGGUGCGCUCUUCGUUCUCUUUGAAUACGUGUGACUUGUCAGCUCCGGCACGCGGAGACUUAGGCAGAGGAGAGUGGCAAAUGGGGGCGGGCGUCCACCCGCCCCCCCCGGCCGCCGCCCCGCCC
Ornithorhynchus anatinus (platypus) is the source of this 2664-nucleotide messenger RNA. RefSeq names its product staufen double-stranded RNA binding protein 2 (gene STAU2). Bases 109 to 1965 code for a protein of 618 amino acids. NCBI's taxonomy places the organism in Eukaryota, Metazoa, Chordata, Mammalia, Monotremata, Ornithorhynchidae. The transcript has 14 exons. The record is from RefSeq and is a predicted model, not a curated record.